Colletotrichum destructivum is the source of this 726-nucleotide messenger RNA. RefSeq lists its product as uncharacterized. The coding region runs from base 53 to 463 and encodes 136 amino acids. Lineage: Eukaryota; Fungi; Ascomycota; Sordariomycetes; Glomerellales; Glomerellaceae. The record is from RefSeq and is a predicted model, not a curated record. The transcript is spliced from 5 exons.
CAUCAACAAUCAUUUGUGAAUCGCCUCAACUGCCCAAGCAAACAAAUUAGCCAUGCGUUUCAGCUCUUUUCUCGCUUGCCUUGUCAUGGCGCCAUUGACACUGGCAAUUCCUGCCGAUCUACCUGCUGUUGAUGAUGUCUCCGUUACGCCGAGGGCGACCGGUGAUAUCGAGCUUCCCGACCUUCCCGAAGACUGGAAGACUGCUCUGGAAGGCUACUUCAAAGACAUGGACCUCGACAGCAGGGACUUGGACAAGCGAGGUGAUGUGCCUUUUCUGCAUUGCGGAUGGCGGCGGUUCUUCAGCUGCCUCGGAUCUCUGACGCCCGGUGGCGUUACGUGCAUGUGGGCGAUCGCCGCGCGUGGUCUUGAUGUCAAGGAGGACUCGAAAUGCUCUGCUGCCAUCGUGGCCAGCAUUCUUUCUGCUUCCAACAACUGCAAGUUGUGUGUCAACGGCCAUCUCUAGACGGCACCCGGUCACCAACCACUCAGCGUGUUCUUUCCAUAUCGCUUUGAAGCUUGAUGUGCUUAUUUCGUUUGUGUCCGACAGCAUCUAGGGUUUCCGACUCUCGGCUUCUCAUUCCUUUCUUCACCCAACUGAUGUUCGUUACAUCUGUCGUCCCCUCCGAGUUAUCUAAGAGUCGCGACGUAUGCACCUACAUGGUUUUCGGUGUGAUGGCUGGCGGUAACAGAUAAAAUAAGUAGUCCGAUUUACAUGAAAAAUGUCGC